Molecule: messenger RNA, 535 nt
Organism: Amoebophrya sp. A25
Lineage: Eukaryota; Dinophyceae; Syndiniales; Amoebophryaceae
Source: the annotation of a GenBank genome assembly
CCUGAACCGUUUAGAUCCUAAAACCAAAGAACCAGCAAACAUUGGCUUUGACCUUGGAGGAUUCUCUUCCUUUGGUAGAACUCCUUGUCCACCUGGAGCUGCAGCACUGGCGCAAGGAGCACUGCGAACGCCACCGGGUCUAGAGGAGUUUGCUAGAGGGACCACUCCUGAGAGCAUCAAUUCAACACCAUUACAUAGAACUCCUUGUCCACCUGCAGCACUAGUCGGAGGAAUGGAAAAACAGCCGGCGCUGUCAGUGAUGCCCAGCAUGUCGUAUCUAGGACGAGGACCACGACAAGAGGUAAGCCCGCCUCCUGGACUGAUAGAAGGUGGCGUUGCCUUUCGUCCCCCAGGUCUGGAUGAGUACUUGGGGAUGAGCCGCGGCGCUACAACUGUCGAGGGUUUAACUACACCUCCGUUAUUGCAGCUUCCAGAAGGAGCACAACUAGAAUUUCGUGAAGGUCCUAACGCUGCUAGUGCUAGUUCAGAUUUUGAAUUUGGUAAUAGCAGAGAUGGUCUAGUACAGUCCCCUGUU